AACGAUGUCCUUGCCAAUGGUCGUAAGCACUGCUAUAUGGACUAAGGUAAACUCUAAUUGGGUGGUUCUCCAGGCCGUCAGUCACCUCGCUCAAUUUUACGCACGAAUAAUCCGAUGCGGUCAUUCUGAGCGUUGAUAUAAUAGUGUGCAAUACCUACCCUCCGUCUCUUCAGUUUGCCUUCGACAGAGAAGCAGCUCUAAUGACUACCUCUUGAAUCACCACAGACAAUAUGGAUAACGCCACCACCACCACCAGCGGAAAGGUGGCUAAAACCAUGAACCCUUCACGGAGUAUCACGAUAUGCGUAUACUGUGGUUCGUCCACUGGCAAUGACCCUGCCCACUUGCAGGCUGCACGAGAUUUGGCGCGACUCAUGGCUGCCAGAGGUAUCAAAUUGGUCUAUGGUGGCGGAACCGUUGGGCUCAUGGGGGAAGUGGCCAAGACCCUGGUCUCAUUAUCAGGGCCCGACUCAGUACACGGCAUCAUUCCCGAAGCACUGGUCAAGUUUGAAAGGGACAAUACCUACAGCAGCGUAACUUCGGGUAACGUGCCCAUUCCGGAGGAGGCAACUUACGGUCGCACUACCAUCGUCAACGACAUGCAUACUAGCAAGCGCAUGAUGGCGGAAGAGGUGAUUGCUGGAGGUCCCGGGUCCGGCUUCAUAGCUCUUGCGGGCGGCUAUGGCACUAUUGAGGAGAUCCUAGAAGUCGCGGCGUGGGUUCAGCUUGGGAUCCAUCAGCGCGGUGUUUGCCUGCUCAACAUCAGCGGCUUCUGGGAUGGAGUACUGGGCUGGAUUCGUCGAGCCGCCGAGGAGAAGUUCAUUCGCCCAGCCAAUGCUGGGAUUGUGGUGGAAGCAAGUACCCCAGCUGAGGCUAUAGACAAGCUUGCCGCAUAUGAUGUUCCUGAUUCCAUUCUACAUCUUGAAUGGGAUGGGAUCUGAGCUCAGUGUUCUAAGGCGGAGUUUGUAGGUUUGGCUUGCCUGUAGUGUAAGAUAGAACAGUACUUAGACCACGACAAUCUCGCCUCUCUAUCCCAUGAAUUUUUCGUAGCAGCUGCAUUCACGACUCUUGGAAAUCGAAAUGACUGUCGUGUGCAGGCCAUCUUGGUCCGAAACGCUACUGAGAUAACCCCUAUCCGCCUGAGCCUACAACAGGUCGACUUGAUCUUAUGGAUAGGUACCUCAGACUAAGGCAGCUACCAUAAUUAGCACAGAUCUCGACCGUUCUUCAGCA
Molecule: messenger RNA, 1233 nt
Organism: Colletotrichum phormii
Lineage: Eukaryota; Fungi; Ascomycota; Sordariomycetes; Glomerellales; Glomerellaceae
Exons: 2
Coding region: 231-941 (236 amino acids)
Biological process (GO): cytokinin biosynthetic process
Cellular component (GO): cytosol
Molecular function (GO): hydrolase activity, hydrolyzing N-glycosyl compounds
Source: RefSeq, a predicted model, not a curated record